GACCCUCCGUCGCCUGCUGCCAUCUUGAUUUCCUCAUCACAAACCUUUGCCUACGAUUUUGCUCUGCGUCGCGCAAGACCUUCCACCUCGAGUGAAUCUGGAGGCAAUAAUUUGCGAAUACGACCCGUUACUUGAGGACGACGUCACUUUCACCAUACCUACCUGUCGCACGUACGUACAUUUGCCAUUGCAGUACACCCGCAAGCGCUCGACAUUCGUCACACCUUUCUCACCGGUCGUGCGUCCCACAAUCACAUCCCACAAUGACUUCGCCGAUCCUCAACUUCGCGAUCCGCGGAUUCCAAGUCGUCUUUGCGGCCGUCGUCCUCGGACUGUCUGUCGGCAUGAUCAAGGGCCAAGGACCAACCCUUGAUUCGCCCAUCUCUCUUCGCUACACUGCGUUCGUUGGUGGUGUGACCUUCCUCACAGCGAUUGUUGGUAUCGCUGCAGAGUGGAUCUCUGUUUUGCAAGGCAUGGUUGGACUAAUCAUCGACGGUGUCGUGAUACUUCUCAACAUAGCCGGCGGUGUGCUGCUGGCCAUCCAGAUUGGCGUCCCGAAGUGCAGCGACACAAGCCCUGAGAACAUGCUGAACCUGUACCACAACCAUCUCUUCAACGGCGGCUGCUACAAGAAACUCCCAAAGGUAGAGGGCGAAUACCAGUGCUGGAAUGGUCCAUUCAACGACCGUGAGGGCCAGUUGAACGCCAGAUGCAAAGAGGCACAGGCUGACACAGUCUUCUUGUUCUUCACGGUUGUGAUCCUGCUCGUGUCGGCUACGAUGACGUUCUUGCGCCAGAAGAAGGGCUACUGAACGGGAAAGAGGUAGAAUGAUGUGAGUGGCUGGGCGAUCGGUAGACGGGUAGUGGCAGGAGUUGUGUGCAAUGGGUCGAUGG
Molecule: messenger RNA, 894 nt
Organism: Paraphaeosphaeria sporulosa
Lineage: Eukaryota; Fungi; Ascomycota; Dothideomycetes; Pleosporales; Didymosphaeriaceae
Exons: 2
Coding region: 264-812 (182 amino acids)
Biological process (GO): eisosome assembly; protein localization to plasma membrane
Cellular component (GO): plasma membrane; eisosome
Source: RefSeq, a predicted model, not a curated record